AUGAUUAGCAUUCUUAUUGACAUUUUUAAUUUGUUCCUUAGAGAUCUUUCGAGUUGUUCCCUGAAUACAAUUUCGGAAGACACUUUUAGGAACCUGACUGUUCUGGAGAAAUUAUACCUUGAUUUAAAUCCACUUGGACCAUCUCUGCUAUCAGAUAUCUUCGCUGGUUUUAUGGAUAUGAAAAGUCUUUCAAUGAACAAUUGCGACUUGGAAAAUAUCGCCAUUGGAACAUUUCGAUCAAUGCAACAAUUACAAGAACUUGAUCUGGGCUUUAAUAAGCUGACUCACAUAUGCAAGGGUACAUUGGAAGGACUUACCAAUCAACUUAAUAAAUUGUGGCUUAAUCAUAACAGAAUAAAGACCAUAGGGGACGAAACUUUUAAGCAACUCACUUGCCUCGAAAAAUUCACUUUGACGAAUAACCUACUGACCACCGUGCCAGAUUUGAAGGGACUCACAU
This is a messenger RNA of Stylophora pistillata, 460 nucleotides long. RefSeq lists its product as uncharacterized. Gene Ontology annotation, molecular function: protein binding. Lineage: Eukaryota; Metazoa; Cnidaria; Anthozoa; Scleractinia; Pocilloporidae. The record is from RefSeq and is a predicted model, not a curated record.